CCGGGCGGUGACGUCAGCGCGGGGGGGCUCAGAGCUGCGCGAUUGGCAGACGUGCGCGCGCUGCUACCGAAUAUGGGACCGCGGCUCCAUUGAUAAAACUGCGGUGCGGGGUCGCGCGGCGCCAGUCCCCUUCGCACCGGCCACGCGAGAGGCCGUCUUCACGCUGGCGUUGUUCGUUAUUCCGCUUGGCCCGUGGGCCGAAGAGCAGGUGGUGCCGGACGGGAUGGGCACGGAUUCGGAGCCCCCGGCCGGCCCGCACCUGCUCUCGCUAGCCGACGUGGGUGUGCUAGGAUUCGACUGCGCUCUUAAACCGGCGCCCUUGCACAGCUCGGGAACCUCGCCGACGGACCUCAACACGCCCGUCACCACAUCAGAUUUACCCGCCUUCUUCCCCAGCCUGCUCGAGCCGCCGCCUAUAUCAGGUACAUUACCAGGCGAUGAACUAUCGUUAGGAUGUUCUCCCAGAAGACAUAAACACGAAUCUUCGUUAUCUCCUGGCGCACGCGCCGAAGAUGCGAGCAACACAUCGAGCGCGAGCGCCUCGCUGUACGGCCCACCGGCCGGCAGCAAGCGCGCACCCAGCCCGCCGCUGCAAUGGCUACUGCCGCCUGGACCUGGCCCCGGAAGUGUCGACAAAUACUUCCAGGACGAGUACGAGCAGCGAGUCGAGCUGCUGCCGCCCGAAUGCCAACCAGUAUACUGCACGCCUGCACAACAGUGUCCCGCGCCGCAACAUUGUGAAUACCGGCCACCACCACCGCAGCCGCAGCCACAGCACUCGUGGGAUACCCAGGAGUACACCGCCCCACCCCAGCCCACACCUGGACCCUCGGGUUUGCCAAAGCGCGAGCCCUAUCCCAGCCCCGUCAGCGACCGGCCAGUUCAGCUUGCCGAGUACAACCCCUCCACAAGCAAGGGCCACGAGAUCCUAUCACAGGUGUACCAACAGAGCGCGCAGCCGCUUCGCCUUGUCCCAGUCAAGCCCAGAAAGUACCCUAAUCGUCCCAGCAAAACUCCAGUCCACGAGCGACCUUACGCGUGUCCCGUUGAAGGUUGCGACAGGCGAUUCUCCAGGUCGGACGAACUAACGCGGCACAUUCGCAUUCACACCGGCCAGAAACCGUUCCAGUGCCGAAUCUGCAUGCGAUCCUUCAGCCGAUCGGACCACCUGACGACGCAUGUGAGAACGCAUACGGGGGAGAAGCCUUUCGCGUGCGACGUAUGUGGGCGAAAGUUUGCGCGCUCAGACGAGAAGAAGCGGCACGCAAAGGUACACCUGAAGCAGCGGCUGAAGCGCGAGCGCGGAGGUGCCUCGCAACAUGACCACGGGCAUCUCUAGCGCUCGGUGCCGGCGGGCGAGGAUGGCCCCAGCGGCGCCAGCACCGUAUCUGGCUCCCCGGCCUCCCCGCUAGCGGCCGAGCCAUCACUCCGCUCCUCCCAAUCUGCAGAAGAUUGAACUUUACUACUUUUUCACGUUGAAGUUAUCAAAUAAUUUCAUCGCUUAGGUGUAAAAGAACGUCUUUAACGAAGCUUUAUUAACUCUAAAUUCACUGAAUUUUAUAUAUCUUUUUAUACAUAUUUGUAAAUAUUACGUUAGGACAUGAUCCGCUCGAUGUAUUUAUUUUGUUUAGAUAGGCUAAUUGAAUGAACUCGACUGGGAACAAACGUAGAUAUGAAGCGAUACGGCCUAAGUGUCCAGUGUCGUAGUUGUUUCUGUGAGAGAGGACAGACACGUCUUCCGCGCACCCUUAGUGGCCGCGGCGCGAGUCUCAGCUCAACCGUACGUUGCUAUAGUCUCUGAAGUAACGUAGCGUGAACACAUAUCUUUCUUCUGGCGAUAGUCCAGUAGCUAAGCUUAAAUUGACUCUCGUAUUACGUCGAUCAUUCAUACGUUAAAAACUUGAUGUGAAUGCAUUAUUAAGUGAUGGUGGACAAGUGAUAUGAAUAAGCCUAUUCACAGCAAAACCUAGUUAGGGAAUAUUUAUCACCCUAACAAGAAAUCUGCAAAAUUACAUGUUUAUGUAACUCAAGAGAUUGUUAUCAAAAUUGAAAUGGUAAAUGUUUCCUAACGGAGUCUUCUGUCUGUCAUAAGUACAUAUUUUAUAAUUAAUAUUCUUAUACUUGACAAAACUAACGUGAAACUGUGCCAUUAUUUAACUUUACAACGUGCCACUGCAGUUUUUAUUUAAUACUAAGAUAACACGACUGCUGAUUAAGUGAUAACUAUUAUUAUAUUUUGUUUUGUAUUUCUAGUCGAAGAUUAUAGGGUGUGAAAUGUCGACUACUUCGUAUUAUGUUUACAGUAAUAAUGAUUAUGUGCGUACAUCUUUACAAUGUUUUUCGACAGCUGCUGUCAUGGUUUUCUCUUGCUCAAAUUUAAUUUAACUAAAUUGCUCAAUUCCGCUUCGUUUAGAUUAAUUACGUUCGCGUUUCUGUUAUAUAUUAUUUUCCUUUGGCUUUCAGAUUCUUUCCACUUCGCGUUGAGGCACUUGUUGCCAUGUCAUUUCACUAACGUUGCGUUCCCUCAGUGGCAUAUUCUUUUGUAUUGAGCGUAUUAUUAUAGACUAAUCUAGGAAAUAAUAGCGUAUAGCGUUUAUGAUCUCUUAAUCAUUAUUAAUUAUUUUGGAGGUAGGCAAAGGGCCCUAUUUAUAAUACUCAUAAGUUUUGUAUAGAUACAUUUAGUGUAAGAUUCAUUUUAGGAUUCAGUCACUGUGAUUACAUUGUUGCGCAAUUCAGGAUUUAACGUUUGAGUGGUAGGUGACCACCGUUAUUUAUUAUAGAUACUUAUUAGAGAUUCGUGAGUUUCUUUAACAUUUGUCAAUCGUUUUGGGCGUUAAUAAUUUCCUACAAGAGUACAAAGUAAAGCACAAAUUGCUUAUAAAGUUGAUUAUUAAACGCCUAUUUCUAGAGUGUAAUGAAUGUUUCAAAAUUGCCUUCUAGUUAUGACACUAUUGCAAUUAUGAUGUUCAGUAGUUUCAUACGAUGAAUCAAUUUUAGAUGUCAUUGUUCAUAAUGUAAUUAAUUUAUUUGAAACAUUUGCGCAUUAAUAACUGAUUGUUUACACAAAAGAAAAAAGUUAUGAUUAAACUGUCACCGUACAAGCAGUGAUAUAAAUACAACAGGGUGGGCCUUUCAGCAAUGUUGGUCAUUAUGAAUUUAGGAUAUCUGACAAUAAUAUUACUAACUCUUGCGCCAACAAUUCUUACUGUAUAUGAAAGCGGGACUCGCUUCAUUGCUAUCCGUUAGUGUCAAAGUUACAUGGGCAUUAUUUAUAGUUCUAAGGGUCGUAUUCUAUUCAAGUCAGGAUAUGAGUAUGGUUUAAAGCACUCGAAAUCAUGCUCAAGUCCCUGCCAUUAGGGUCGUAUUUCCAGUGCUUGUGUUUCAAGUGCAAUCCUGACUUGAGCAUUGAGUAGAGUUCUAGAAUACGACCCUUCGUGUUGCACUUGUACAACAUUCAUACUAUUCAAACGUUGCCACUGUAACCGUUCUCACUUCAUUCACUUACAAAGCAAAUCGCCACAAAAACAACAAGGUACUUUAAGAAUGUGGUGUACGAGUUUAUAAUGUUUUUACUGUUAUAGGAGAGACAAAAGUCUCCGAUAGACAAGGCUAGCGUAGAUAGGUUUUAUUAAAGAGUUUUCAUGUUAGUAGUCAAACGAGUGACGAUUGUAACGAAGAAGACUUAAAAAUUCUUAACAUUUUACGUAUGUUGCAUCGCGUUAUCCUUAUUGAUAUACGACGUUUGUAUUUAGGUUACGUGUUGCGACCUACCCAUUGUUUGUUACCUAAGCUGCGAGCGCGCACCGGAGCGUUAGUGGCCCUCUGCUGGUGCCCCGGUGCGGGAGCUCUAUACAUUUCACUAUCUAGAACUUAGUCAACUCUGUGAACGAUUAUUACUUGGUGGUGUUCACCUGUAAAGAUUAAAUAGGGACUCUACGAAUUUUGUGCAUGGUUAUUAUUUAAGCUGUCUUACGUGUUUCACCAGAGUGAAAGAUGUUGUUGAUGUUCUAAAAUAGUUGAUGUAAAAUUUAAAAUUUAGGUAUUGUUAAAUCUCACUAAUUUUUACUAAAUUCUAUUUAAUAUAUUUGUAAAUACACCUUGACUAAAUUUGGAUUUAAUGUGUAUAUAAGAGAAAAAAAGAAAUUUUUAUU
This is a messenger RNA of Hyposmocoma kahamanoa, 4151 nucleotides long. RefSeq names its product early growth response protein 2-like (gene sr). Bases 224 to 1339 code for a protein of 371 amino acids. The transcript has 2 exons. Gene Ontology annotation, biological process: regulation of transcription by RNA polymerase II. Lineage: Eukaryota; Metazoa; Arthropoda; Insecta; Lepidoptera; Cosmopterigidae. The record is from RefSeq and is a predicted model, not a curated record. Gene Ontology annotation, molecular function: RNA polymerase II cis-regulatory region sequence-specific DNA binding; DNA-binding transcription factor activity, RNA polymerase II-specific.